Sugiyamaella lignohabitans is the source of this 1095-nucleotide messenger RNA. RefSeq lists its product as uncharacterized. The transcript has a single exon. Gene Ontology annotation, biological process: mRNA splicing, via spliceosome; regulation of alternative mRNA splicing, via spliceosome. The record is from RefSeq and is a predicted model, not a curated record. Gene Ontology annotation, cellular component: nucleoplasm. NCBI's taxonomy places the organism in Eukaryota, Fungi, Ascomycota, Dipodascomycetes, Dipodascales, Trichomonascaceae. The coding region runs from base 1 to 1095 and encodes 364 amino acids. Gene Ontology annotation, molecular function: N6-methyladenosine-containing RNA reader activity; mRNA binding.
AUGAACCAAUACGGAUCCGUGAGUCAAGUGAACCAGUAUCCUACCUACUCAUAUGAUCAUUACUACCUACGGUAUCCCUACAUUGCAUUUCAGAGCUCCUCCCAACCUUCUUCAAGUUCAAAAUCAAGUGAAAUUUUACUCCCUAGAGGACCACCCAAAAAGCCAUGGCAAUCGGGACAUGCCCUAUGGGUGGGAAAUUUGCCAUAUAAUACCCAACUCAUGGAGCUUUGUAAGCUUUUUGGAACGAAUGAUAUCUUGAGUGUAUUUCUGAUUGGAAAAACAAAAUGCGCUUUUGUCAAUUAUAAAACAUCAAAAGCUGCAGAAGAAGGAAACUCCGUUUUCAAAAAAAGGGGUGGAAAAUUGAGAGGUAACACCUUACUUGUCAAAAUCAAAGAUUCUCCAGAUGAAAUACACCGUAUCACCUCGUCUUUGGAACCGUCCUCUAUCAACGCAUCUCAAUUAGACCAAAUAUCACAAAGGCAUGUACUUGAGACUAAACUAGGUCAACCGAAAGACAGGUUUUUCAUUUGUAAGAGCCUGACAGAGGAAGAUUUGCGAGCUUCAUUGCGUCUAGGGAUUUGGUCGACUCAGUCACAUAACGAAGAGGCAUUUAACAACGCCUUCAGGUGUUGUGACAAUGUAUAUAUAUUUUUCUCUGCAAACAGAGCAAGAAGCUUUUUUGGCUAUGCAAGAAUGGAAAGUGAGAUUCCACAUAAUCACAACUCCAAUUUGGCCUUAGGUUCGAUUUCAGAUCCUUCUUGGGGCCCCGUAUCUCAUCCUAAUACCAUUGAGACCCAACCAGAUCCUCGAAUUCCAUUACCCGCUGGUAGAAUUGUUGAUGACUCUUCCAGGGGAUGUCUCUUUUGGGAAGCAACAGAUAAUAACCAACAAGCCUACGGAGGUUAUUCCGGCAGUAAUUGGACGCUUCCCUUUAGGGUCCGGCUCCUUUCGCCGUUGGGUAAGAUCUUGCCUUUUGAAAGAACAAGUCACCUCUUCAACUCUUGUAAUGAAGGAAAGCCGGUCAAAAUAGCUCGAGAUGGUACCGAGGUAAGCUAUGAAGUCGGGAAAAGACUUGUUCAACUGUUUGACGAAUGA